CCCCUCAUCUUGCGUUCCACACGCAGAAACACUGAGAAGAGUGAGGACGAGAGUGAGAGAGAGAGCCAUGGCUGCGAGACUAUCCCUAUCGCCGGCGAUCCUGAUGGUCCUCAUCGUCUCCUUUGCGGCGGCGGAGAUCGAUUUCGAUGUGUCCAACCCGAUCCGGAUGGUCUCCGAUAGCCUCCGGGAUCUCGAAGCCUCCGUCGUCCAGAUCCUAGGCCAGUCCCGUCACGUUCUAUCCUUCGCUCGCUUCGCUCACCGGUAUGGGAGAAGGUACCAGAGCGCGGAGGAGAUGAAGCACCGAUUCUCAAUUUUCAUGGAGAAUUUGGAUUUGAUCAGAUCCACCAACAAGAAAGGCUUAUCUUACAAACUCUCUGUCAAUCAAUAUGCUGAUAUGACCUGGGAAGAGUUUGGAAGGGAGAGGCUUGGAGCUGCUCAGAACUGCUCUGCCACCUUAAAGGGCAAUCACAAGCUCACCGAUAAUACUCUUCCAGAAACGAAAGACUGGAGAGAAGAUGGCAUAGUCAGUCCAGUCAAAGACCAGGGCAAAUGUGGAUCUUGCUGGACAUUCAGCACGACUGGAGCUCUCGAGGCGGCUUACCAUCAGGCAUUCGGAAAGGGAAUUUCGCUUUCUGAGCAACAGCUUGUGGAUUGUGCUGGUGCUUUCAACAACUUUGGUUGCAAUGGUGGACUUCCUUCCCAAGCUUUUGAGUACAUCAAAUACAACGGUGGCCUUGACACAGAAGAGACUUACCCCUACACCGGGAAAGAUGGUAUCUGCAAGUACAAAGCUGAAAACGUUGGUGUGAAUGUCCUCAACUCUAUCAACAUCACCCUGGGUGCAGAAGAUGAACUGAAGCAUGCAGUAGGAUUGGUACGGCCAGUGAGUGUGGCGUUUCAGGUUGUGGAUGAUUUCAGAUUGUACAAGAAAGGAGUUUACACCAGCAAAACCUGUGGAAACACUCCAAUGGAUGUGAACCAUGCUGUUUUAGCAGUUGGGUAUGGAGUUGAAAACGGUGUCCCGUAUUGGCUGGUGAAGAACUCGUGGGGAGCUGACUGGGGAGACAACGGCUACUUCAAGAUGGAAAUGGGGAAGAACAUGUGUGGUAUUGCGACAUGCGCUUCAUACCCGAUUGUGGCGUAAGGCUUUUGGUUAGUGUUUUGGAUCCGAUUAAAUACCAAAAUCACUUGGAAAAAAAAAGACUUCAUUUGCAUAAAGAAUGUUCUUUAUGUGUUUGCAGUGUUUCUAUUUGUAAGAUAAGCCCUAUUCUGGUUUAUUUCUAAUGUAAAACGAUACAACACGUUAUAAAAUAAUCACAUGGCUUUUUUAUUAUCA
Tarenaya hassleriana is the source of this 1336-nucleotide messenger RNA. RefSeq names its product thiol protease aleurain. Gene Ontology annotation, molecular function: cysteine-type endopeptidase activity. Bases 68 to 1144 code for a protein of 358 amino acids. The transcript has 8 exons. Gene Ontology annotation, biological process: immune response. The record is from RefSeq and is a predicted model, not a curated record. Gene Ontology annotation, cellular component: lysosome. Lineage: Eukaryota; Viridiplantae; Streptophyta; Magnoliopsida; Brassicales; Cleomaceae.